This is a messenger RNA of Dufourea novaeangliae, 632 nucleotides long. It is a transcript of the gene Cib2, whose product is annotated as calcium and integrin-binding family member 3. NCBI's taxonomy places the organism in Eukaryota, Metazoa, Arthropoda, Insecta, Hymenoptera, Halictidae. The record is from RefSeq and is a predicted model, not a curated record. Gene Ontology annotation, molecular function: calcium ion binding. The transcript has 4 exons. The coding region runs from base 33 to 632 and encodes 199 amino acids.
AUCAUUCGUGAACUGUUCUUGCAAAACUAGAAAUGGGAAACAAGGUAGCCACGUUUACUGAGGAACAAUUAGAGGAUUAUCAAGAUUGUACUUUUUUCACGCGUAAAGAAAUCUUAAGAAUAUUUAAGCGUUUUCGCGAGAUGGGAAAUCCUGGGAUCAUUCCACGGACCAUGACACCUCAACAAGCAUCGAGUCUUCGUAUACCGCUCUCGUGUUUGACGCGUAUACCAGAGUUGAAGGAAAAUCCGUUCAGGCAACGUAUAUCGGAGGUGUUCACCAAACGUCAGAAUUCGGAACAGUCGUCAGCUGCUGACAUCGAAGGUAUCUGCUUCGAGGAGUUCCUCGAGAUGAUGUCGGUUUUUUCGGAGCAGGCGCCGCGGGACUUGAAGGUCUUUUACGCCUUCAAGAUUUACGAUUUCGACGAGGACGGAGUACUAGGGCCGAGUGAUUUGGAGCGCACCUGCAGACAGCUGGUCCAAGGUGGUUUGAAUGCCGACGAGGUGGCCACUGUAUACCGGAAAGUACUCGAGGAAAGCGAUAUCGACGGCGACAGUGUUCUGUCGUAUUUGGAAUUCGAACACGUCGUCACGAGAGCUUCAGACUUCAUGGCAACCUUUCACAUAAGAAUUUAA